Megalops cyprinoides (Indo-Pacific tarpon) is the source of this 1455-nucleotide messenger RNA. It is a transcript of the gene glt8d2, whose product is annotated as glycosyltransferase 8 domain containing 2. The record is from RefSeq and is a predicted model, not a curated record. Gene Ontology annotation, molecular function: glycosyltransferase activity. Gene Ontology annotation, cellular component: Golgi apparatus. The transcript has 10 exons. The coding region runs from base 84 to 1175 and encodes 363 amino acids. Lineage: Eukaryota; Metazoa; Chordata; Actinopteri; Elopiformes; Megalopidae.
UUGUGCGGCGGUUUUCGUGUGAAUUGGAUAAGGAGAGCAACGUCUUGCUUUUGCUGAACAGAAUUGGUGUCGUUGCGGGAAAAAUGACUCUGUUGAGGAAAAUAAACCGGGUCCUCCUGAUGCUGUUGAUCCUGAUGGUGUAUGUUAUUCUGUACAGCAAGAUGCACAGAGCCCCACCACCGCCCAGUCACAUAGAAACGAAGGUGGAGCCAGGGGUUGCGGGCAGGGCGGCGGUGAAUGAGGUGGCGGCGGACGAGGUGGCGGAGGCGGAGGACGACAUCCUGGUGGUGGUCUGUGCCGCAGAGGAGCGCAUGGGCGCCGCCAUGGCGACCAUCAACAGCAUACGCAGCAACACGGAAGCCAGCGUCUUCUUCUACAUCGUCACCCUGCACGACACUGUCACGUAUGCGAGGCAGUAUAUACAGAAGUCUGAACUGAAAGACAUCAAGUAUAAGAUCCUAGAGUUCAAUCCUAUGGUUCUGAAAGGUAGAGUGAGACCAGACUCUUCCCGACCUGAACUGCUGCAUCCACUCAACUUCGUCCGUUUCUACCUGCCACUGCUCGUCGUCAGACACAAGAGAGCCAUCUACUUGGACGAUGAUGUCAUCGUGCAAGGAGAUAUCCAGGAGCUGUAUAAGACCAGGCUGGAGCCUGGCCACGCUGCUGCCUUUGCCAGUGACUGUGAUCUGCCGUCUGAGGUGGUUCGCAGCAUGGGAAUGCAGACGACGUACAUGGGCUUCCUGGACUACAGGAAGCUGGAGGUGAGGGAGCUGGGGAUCAACCCCAGCGACUGCUCCUUCAACCCCGGGGUCAUCGUGGCCGACAUCGAGGCGUGGAAGCGGCAGAAGAUCACCAAGCAGCUGGAGACGUGGAUGCAGCACAACUUCAGGACUAACCUCUACAGCAGCGCCAUGGCGGGAGGCGUGGCCACUCCGCCCAUGCUGAUCGUCUUCCACGGGAAGCACACCGCCAUCGACCCCAUGUGGCACGUCGGCCAUCUGGGCUGGAGCCCUGACACCCUGUACUCGGACGCCUCUCUCCAGGAGGCACAACUGCUACACUGGAGCGGCCGCUUCAAGCCCUGGGACUACCCCGCCGUGCACAUGGAGCUGUGGGAGCGGUGGUACGUCCCCGACCCUACCGGGAAGUUCUCAUUGGUACGGCCCAACAGCUGAGUAAGAAGGAGAGGGAAGAGCGUGGAAAGGAGGAGGAAGGGGGGCAGAGGGCUUCCGAACAGCCUGAAACAUCACCGCAGUUUGGAGAUUCCACGGACAGGGUUGGAGAUCGGAGACGCGGCAAAGAAGCAUCUCCCAGCGUUUACUUUGGGUCACGCACACAGAGCGUAUGAGACUCUGCAAGAUCCAUGCAUCGGACAACGUGAGGGUCGAACUUCUCAGAACACCUUUAAUCACAACUGCUGUACCCCCCGUGCCAGCAGUGGCUCCCCCCACAGAC